Messenger RNA from Penaeus monodon (black tiger shrimp), 11557 nucleotides. It is a transcript of the gene Wnk, whose product is annotated as serine/threonine-protein kinase WNK1-like. The record is from RefSeq and is a predicted model, not a curated record. Gene Ontology annotation, cellular component: cytoplasm. Gene Ontology annotation, biological process: negative regulation of sodium ion transport; monoatomic ion homeostasis; intracellular signal transduction. NCBI's taxonomy places the organism in Eukaryota, Metazoa, Arthropoda, Malacostraca, Decapoda, Penaeidae. Gene Ontology annotation, molecular function: chloride channel inhibitor activity; ATP binding; potassium channel inhibitor activity.
CGGGGUGGGCGGCGCGGGCGGCGGCAGCGUAACGGGGAGCGGGUGGCGCGCCGCCCCGAAGUCUGGGGGCGCCGCUUCCGGACCCGGGUCGCCGCCUGCGAUGUCCAAAGGCCGCUCGCGGGUUUCAUCCACAGCGGCCUCCUCCACUGCCUCCACCCUCUCCACCGCCACCACGACGACGCUCUCCACCAACGCCCCUCCCGCCAUGAACAAUGAGCGGCGCGUGGGCGUCGAGGUGGUCGCGCCCUCCAACCGGCGGGGGCCCCGUGCGCACCUCCAACACCUUCACCUCCAGCAUCAAGGGCCUCUUGCAGCAGCGCGAGGACCAUGGCGGCGGCGGCGUCCUGUCGUCCAUCCGCCGCUCCCUGCCGCAGCGCCAGCGCUCCGCCUCGUCGCACGGCGAGGGGCGGCCCGGCCAGGAGGAGGGCGCCGGCCGCCGCUCCCUGCCGCCUCUCCGCAUGGCUGGGGGCCCGUCGCCGCGCGGCCGCCGCACCGGCAUGUCGAACAAGCGGCGGCCGGCGAUCCUCGAGGAGGACAAGGAGGCGCUGAACGGCGAGGAGGCGGCCCCUCCGCCCCCGCCCGCGAGCGGCGUGGGCGGGCGCCGCCACUCGCCGCGGGCUAGGCGCGCCCACAGCGUGCAGGAGGAGCGGCAGUCGCCCGCGCGCGACCGCGUGCCCAAGCAGAACAGUGCGGAAGAGGCGGCCCUGGACGCGACGGAGCCGUCGCCGGUGCAGCCGCCGGGGGACGACGCGCGCCUCGAGGAGGACGCGUCGCUGACCAAGGACGGCGAGGAGAGAACCCGAGAGGCGGGGACGCUCACAGAAAAAGAGAAAGUGGAGUGUGAAAGAGAUGAGAAAGACAAGGACGAGCGCGAGGAAGACGAGCGCCGCCAUGUGGUCGAGGAGGAGGACGCCGAGGAGGCCGUGGACACGUCUCCCGACAGCCGCUUCCUCAAGUUCGACCACGAGAUCGGACGCGGCUCCUUCAAGACGGUCUACCGGGGCCUCGACACCGACACCGGCGUCGACGUCGCCUGGUGCGAGUUGUUGGAGCGGAAAUGGAACAAGAACGAGCGGCAGCGGUUCCGAGAGGAAGCCGAGAUGCUCAAGGGUCUUCAGCAUCCCAACAUUGUGCGCUUCUACGACUACUGGGAAGUGCACAGCCCAAAGCGGAGAUGCAUUGUCCUCGUGACGGAACUCAUGACUUCCGGGACACUCAAACAAUAUCUGCGUCGACUACGCAAAGUAAACCUGAAGGUGCUAAAGAGCUGGUGCCGGCAGAUUUUAAAAGGUCUCCAAUUCCUUCACUCUCGUUCCCCUCCUAUCAUUCACCGAGAUCUCAAGUGUGACAACAUCUUCGUCACUGGAACUACCGGAUCCGUCAAGAUAGGAGAUUUGGGGCUUGCUACUUUGAAGAACAGAUCCUGUGCCAAAUCUGUUAUUGGUACUCCGGAGUUCAUGGCACCUGAAGUGUAUGAGGAGCACUACGAUGAGAUGGUGGAUGUGUACGCCUUUGGCAUGUGCAUGAUGGAGAUGGCCACAUUGGAGUACCCCUACAAUGAAUGCUCCGGACCUGCCCAGAUCUACAAGAAAGUGACAACUGGUGUACGGCCACAAAGCUUCUUCAAGAUCGAGGAUGAAGAUGUGAAAUAUAUCAUAGAUUGGUGCACAAGAUUACACAAUGAGGAGAGACCAACUGUGAAAGAUCUUUUAAACCAUGAAUUCUUCCAAGAAGACACAGGCAUCAAGGUUGACCUGUGCAAUAAAGAAGAAGCUGUUGCCUCUGAUUCAGGAAAAGUUGUGCUUAGGUUACGAGUAGUUGAUGCAAAGAAGAGAAAAGAUAAACAUAAAGAGAAUGAAGCUAUUCAGUUUGACUUUGACAUAAAUAAUGAUAACCCAGACAAGAUUGCUGAAGGCAUGGUUAAGAUGGGGAUGAUAUUAGAGGAAGACGAGAGGUCUGUGGCCAAGAUGAUCCAGACACAAAUCCAGAACAUCACUCGGGAGCGUGAGGAGAGGCGCAAGAAGGAAAACAUGGAAAAGGAGAAACAGCAACUGGAAGAACAGCAAAUGCAAAUGCAACAGCAACAACCACAAGCACAAACACAGCAACCACAGCAGCCACAACAACAGCCACCACAGCAGCAGCCUCAGCAACAGCCACAGCAACAACCACAGCAACCACAACAACCCACACUACAACACCAGACUUCGCUCCCACAGCAGACACCCCAAGUGCAACAGACAACACAGCAACAGGCACAACCAAUACCUGUGGAGCAGCAGCAGCCACAGCAGAGUCAACAAGCACAACAGCAGGCAACACAACAGCCACAGCAGCAGAGUCAGCCACAGCAGCAACAGCAAACUCAGCAACAGACAACUCAGCAGGAUGGCCAGACGCAGAAGACGACGGAGUCAAUUAUCUCUGCAGAACAGCAACAAGGGGAUGGGGUUCGAGAAUCUGGGUAUUACACCCUCACAGCUGGAACUGAGGGACAACAGACCAUUACACAGGAUGGACAGUUUUAUGGUGGAAACUACAGAUAUGGUAGCUACCAGAGCAGUUCCUCCCAGUACCAACCUGUGAGCGCUGCCUACCAGCAGCCCCAAUACCAGCAGGCCCUCAGCACUACUGGUUCAUCUGUCUCACAGGCUUACCUGACCACCACUGCUUACCAGCCAGUGCCGCAGCAGCAGCCGCAGCAGCAGCCACAGCAGCAGCAGCAGCCACCUCAGCAACCAGCACAACAGCCACAGCAACCACCACAACAACAAACACAGCAGCAUCCACCUCCCCAAUCCACUCAACCACAGCUGGAGAGUUCUCCUUCACCACAGAUCCUUGCAGACACCUACUCACACCUCCUCAAUGACAGGCCUGGUGGCGUUGGUCUGGAGACGCAAGCCAUCUCCAACAACUCCCUCACCAGCAACAACACCUCCUCCACCAUCACCACCACCAUGUCCUCCUCCUCCAACAACACCACCAUCACAUCCUCCACUCACCCUCCAUUUGACCCCAGCGCCGCCUCCGAGUCGGAGUGCAGCGAGCACCCGGCUGAUGGCUCCUCCAGCCGCCACCACAUGGAGCGCAAGAAGAUUCGCAAGAAGAAGACGCUCGACCGCUUCCCCAAACUGACUGUCCUGAGCGUAACGGAAACCAUGGUCGAGUGUCAGCUAGAAACUAUAAAGCAGAAGACUAUCACCUUCAAGUUUGACAUAACAGAUAAUGACCCUCAAGAUGUAGCCAACAAACUGGUAAUGACUAAUCUCCUACCUGGAAACCAUGCUGAAGUUGUGAUCAAUUACAUAGAGGACAUCAUCAGACAACUUCAGGCCAACCCCAAUGUUCUCCCAGUCGUGUCCACUCCAGGGCUCGACUCCAGAAGUCAGCAUCAUUCACAGGAUGGCCACACACGCUCCCCCUCAGCCUCUCGACGCCACAGGGACGAUCCCGAAGCACGGGCUCGCUACCUGGCCAGGAAGCUGAGUCGGUCCUCCCCUAAACGGCGACGACGACACAGCUCACAUCGAGAGGAGGGAGGUGGGGACAGUGCCCCAGGAACCCCAAGCAAGCAGGUUGAAGGGAGAGAAUCGUCCCCACAAGUGCAGACAAGCCCUGUGCGGCAGCCACAGCCCACUCCGACACAGCAGGAACAACAGCAGCAACAGCAAACUCAGCAGACCCCUCAGCAGCAGCAGCAGCAGGCAGUAGUUACUCCAGCCGCAGUGUGUGCUCCACAGCAAUCAGCUACUUCGACUCAGCCUGCACCACAGCAGCCACAGGCUUUCAGAAAAUCUCGCUUCCUGGUGAGUCCUGUGGUAGAAAGCAAGCAACUACCCGGAGAUGACGUAGUUGGUGGGUCUGUAGGGUCAGUGGGUCCUUCUCAGGGCCAGCCUGCCGUGGCUCCCACUCCCUACACUGACGAGUCCCCACAGUCAGAUUCAAUUCCUGCCUCAUCUGCUGCUGCUCAGCUUCUUAACCUGCCAGCCUCCUCUGCCUCUGUUGUUACUCCCACAACACAAGACCAACAGCAGAGUGAUGGUUUGGCAGCCAGUGUCAGUGCCAGCAGCACCUCAGUUGCCCCGGCGCCCGUCUCACAGAGUGGGUCGGGUGGCCCAACACCCCCCCAUCAUUGCACACCUGAGAACACCUACAUGGCUGAGCAUCAGGCCAGACUCUCACAGCAGAAUUCUUUGGAGAAAUAUGACAGUAUAACUUCAAACAGCAAUCUGUCAGAGCUGGCACGGAAGCUGCAGCAGUUAGGUACAUCCAGUAGCUCCUGCCCGCCCCUCUCGCUGCCCCCUGCACACACUGUGCCCCCCUUCUCAGCCCCAUUGUCUGCCCCAAGCCACCCAAGCACUCCCAUUUCUCUUGCAACUCAGCCGGCCUUCAACCAGGAACUCAACAUGCAGCUGGCUGGGGUGCUGAGUUCUGGUGCAGCGCGGCACACUCGAGCCCACUGGUCGCCAUCCAUCAACUACAAAACCUGCCCUGCCUUCUUCCACGUUCUGGCACCAGAGGGUGGUGGUGGUGGUAGUGAGGGCAGCUGUAGUGGUGGCGGUGGUAGCUUGGGCGGGAUGACCAUUACCACUCCGGGCGUCCCAGUCCAGGAGGCUAAUGUUGUGACGCAGCCUCAGGGGCCGCACUACACAAACCGCACAACAGAUAUCCCCCCAACCGAGGUUAUUCACCAGGUUGCAUGUGAGGUGGAGAGUCUGGAGUGCAAGCACUCCCUCCAGCUGCCUCCAGAUCCACUCCACAUGCAUCCACACCAUGGUGGUGGAGCGGGUGGUGCCCUCACCAUUGUGGUAACUCCCCCCAUACCACAGCUGAGCCAGGGCUUGCUGCCGCAGCCUCAGGGCGUUGUCAGUAUGGGGACUGAAGAGAAAGGGCCCCUCCUAGCUGCUGCCAUCACCAGCACUGCAGUGGCAACUCCUGUUACAACAUCAGUGCUGCAGACUUCACAGAUUCCUGCAAUGCUUAUGGCUACACCAGCGCCUGGUAUUAUUGCACCAACUCCCAUGUCUGGUGAAGUCUUAUCCACUCCACCUGUUGCAGUUGAUGUUGGCUUGCCAGUUGCAGCAGAUGAGUUGCAGAACUUUCCACCUGGCUUCCAGCCCAGUUUCCAACCUGGUUUCCAACCUGGUUUUCAGCCUGGUUUCCAACCUGGCUUUCAGCCUGGAUUCCAGCCUGGUUUUCAGCCUGGCUUCCAGGCUGUCCCUCAAGGCACUCUGGAUCCAGCCAUGAUGCAGCAGAUGGCAGCACUGCCCCCAGAUAUGACCUCUGCCGCCACAGCUGUUGGGGUGUUGCCAGGAAUGGGUCUUCAAGUAGGAGAAUCAGGUCAUGUUACAGUGUGUCCAGCAUCUGGACUUCCUGUGGGUGUUUCUGCACCCAUGUGUAUGCCAACACAGGUGGGACUUGCACCUGAGGAUUCAUCUGCUAUGGCUUCUGCAAUGCCUCCUGGGGUAGGUAUGUCUGGAGCAGCUCUUGGAUUGCCCACAGAAGUGAGAUUAGUGGCUGUGCCAAACCCAGAGCAGCGCAGCAAGAUGGAUUUGAAUGCAUUGAGAGAACAACUGCAAAAACUUGUUCCAGGUGCACAUGUUACCCUCACGCAUGAGCCACAGGAAACUGUUAGUAGUGGAUCCUCUGGAAUGGAAGGGAUGAGACAAGAGUAUACACAGUCCCAGUCUCAGCCUUCAGUAGCAAUUCCUCUAACUGUUAUGGAUUCUUCAAGAGCUGAUGGCAUGCCAGGAGCACAAGCACAGGGCCUUGAAACACCAGCAGGGGUGUCUGUGGCUCCCAGUAUGAUGCUUCCACAGACGGUGAGAUUACCAACAGGUGAAACGGUCGCCUUAAUGACACCGGUCAUGAUGGAGUCAGGUGUACCACAGCCACAUGUGUACCCAGCAGUGGUACCACUCCUAGAUGGCACUCCAACCCCAGCUCAGGCCACUUUAGGGCCAGGUGGAGUUGGGGAGGCCUAUGCCUGGAGAUCAGCUGUGGCAUCUCCCGUCCCCCUCCAGGGCCAUGUGAGCCUCUCCAGGACACCAUCACUCAAAGACUCAGAGGGAGACUCCAAGUCAGACCCUGGUGACAGUAGACAGACCAGAAUUGCACGGUUUCAAGUCACAAAGGUGGUCGAGGAUGCUGUAAGAAGGGCUUCUGACACGUCGACAUGCAGCACCCCAGUCAGCUCCCCAGUUCGUCGCACUGGUCGGUUUGCCAUCACGAAAGUAGCAGAGUCGGCAGGAUCUGGCAGUGGCACUCCUGUAGGUUCAGGCCCUGGCCUUGCUGGGUCUCAAGCACACUUGCCUGCGCAUGCAGAUUCUCUGGGAGGGACACCUUCAGACCCCCCCUCUGCCGGGCCCUCAGCCCCUCCAUCCAUGACCUCCUCCUUUGUCUCUGAGGACACAUCAGCUACAACACCUGCCACACCCGCUGCUGAUGGAGAUGCCUUUAGUCAACAGCCUUCAGUAACAAAUGACUCUAGCGAGGACCACAUACCAACUCUGGGGGAUAGUCAAGGCAGUGUAGUUGUUACUAGACCCCCUGGCGAUAGCUGGCAGCCCCAGUCCCAGCCCUCACCUUCCUACCCCGACCCCCAGCAGGCAUGUGGGGCGCAGGGCAUUGCUGUCCCUCCCCACCCAACCCCUCCGCUUUCACAGGCUUCCCCUAAACCCCCCCUUUCACAGACUCCCACCAGGGAUAACCACAGCUUACCUAGACCCAAGACAAGUAGUCAUUCUGCAAAGAUACAGACAUUCAGAAAGACCAGGAGCCUGAAACUAGAUAUUCCUGAGCCUCCACCUUCCAGUAGCACAAACACACCAGACCCUUGUUUCAAAGAGGUCCCUCCAAUAUGCAUUACUCCUGCAGCUUCUAGUGAUGACCAUACUUCAUCUCAUUUGAAAGACAAACCAUCAAAUGCUGGCUGUGAGAAGAGGUCUGACAAGAAAGUAGCUCUGCCCAAGACGCCAAAUGUUGUCAAGAGCAAAUCUGGUCCGUGGAAGUUUUCAGUAAGUACAUCUUAUGAUGCAGAUACUGAGGAGCUUGCAGAAAUGGCAGUUAAUAGAGAUUCUUUUGAGUGUCGUAGAGGUUCAUCUGAAUAUGGGUAUGCAGCUGUGUACUGCAAGAGUGUUGAAGUGCAGACUGAAGGUUCAGAAGGUCAAGGAUGUCAGAGCUUAGUUUCACCAGCACAGACCUCCCCAAGUGCUACAACUUGUUCAAAACAAAAGCCUGUGAAAGGCCAGACCAACCUGAUUCCUCCACCAGUCCCUCCAAGAAAUCGACCCUUAAAACCUGCUCUGAAGAAGACAGAUAGCAUUAAUUGGCUAGAUCGCAGCAGCAGUAUCAUUGACUUGAGGAACCUAUUUGAAGAAGUCAAACAGUCAAGAGAAAUGUUGCAAAAGUCUCGAGAGUCACUAAAUCGCUCUGGGGAAAGGCAGUCACUUAGUGUUUAUAGCCCAUUAUCACGCACCAAAAGUGUAAGUAACAUGCAUCAUGUGGGCUUAUCAGCAGCACGGGAUUCAGGACUGUCUCAUUCUUCUUGGGAGCUUAGUGAGGCACGUGCUUCAACUCCUCACCUUCAUCCACUUAGAACAGUGAGCAGUGUCAGCUUUACAGAGGAUGGACAGUUUGGGAUGCAUUCACCAGGUCACUCCUUAAAACAAAGUCCAGCUGUGAGGAGAUUGACAAGGAGGAGCCAUCACCAUGGUGUACAUCAAGAAACUGUAUAUCAUACAGUGCAUACAUCAUCCCAUCCAUCGCCAACUCCACGUGUUAUUAGACCUCAGCAUACUGAAACACUGCAUGCUCCUGCAUUCCAAGAUGAUGUAUACUAUACCAUUCAAGGAGGAACAGGUGUGACACAACACUUCCAGUUGGAAGAGCAUCGACCCUGGUACAGGAUUAGACCUCGUUCAAGGACUCACUCAAAGAACUACUACCCAACAUCGAGCUCUAGCAGUGAAGAAGGAUUUGCAGAAGAUGAUUCCCUCUAUGAACCUCUUCGGGAGUCCCCAACUAUGACAUCACCAGAGGCCUACAAUCCUCAGUUUGCAUAUGAGGUUCCAUAUCCUUCCCAGCGAUCACCCAGAUUCGCUAGCCAGCUGUCUCAUUCACCUCCGCAUACUUUCCAUUACCCUCUGUCGCCCAGGAGUCCUUUGCAUUGUCAGUCACCCAAGUCUCAAGGCCAACCUGCUCAUUCACAGCACUACUUUUGCCAGAGUCCUCAGCAUUCCCCACAGUCCCCCCCUUGUCCUGUGCAGUCACCACCACACUAUCCUUCCCAGCCCUACAAUUACCCACCGACCUGCAUGACCCUUAGCUAUCCCCAAUCUCCCAGUAGCCGAGCGUGGCCCCCGUCCUCAGCCCAGCUUGACAUGGGCCACUCACACUCGUGGACCGAGGACGAAGAACUGGAAACGGUGAGGCAUGAUCUGGAAGAUUUCUCAGAAGAUGAUGACAGUUUUCAGCAGCUUCUUUACAAGCAAGAGCACGAGGAAGCUGAGCUCCGACGUCGCCACCAGCAAGAACGGGAAGCCUACAAAGUCCAGCGCCUACAACGAAGCCAGAAUAGUAGACGACCUCAGUCUCUACGCCUGGCUUCAUCCCCGGGUCCCCCCACACCAGGCACGACUCCAACGUCGCCACACUCCCAGUCAGACUCAAAGCAGUCAGAGAAAUGUGAUUUCCCAGUUGGUGCUAAUGGUGAUGCAGCCAUUGCAUCCGAUCAUUCUGUGGAUACCUCCAGUAGUGGCACAACGUCAGGAAAGAAAGGGCGUACAAUCUCAGAGGAUAUGUUAGAGUUGGUUCAGAACCUGAGCGGCCCUCGACAGGCACAGCGGCCAUCCCAAGGCAAGAUGACCCUCAACCAGAUGAUGGCCCAGCAGAAAGCCACAGCAUCAUUACAACAUCCAGGGCAGAGACAAGUUUAUCCCACAAUGGGAUAUGCUACUGCACCUUUUCAUGGCCACAUAUUCCCCACAUUUCAUACAUUCCCCUACCCGUAUCAGAAGCUGUCCGAUGGCUCAAUAGUGGCUGUGUCCCAAGUAGAUGAUGUUUCUGGAACUCCCCCUAGUACUAGUAGUACCAGCAGUAGCGGCAGUAACAUGCCAUUACAGCAACAACCCUCACAACAGCCACCUGCCACAAGUGCCUCAUGGGUACAGUGGCAACAGCAGUAGGUGUGGCCAACAUUCCAAGCUCCCUCUCAGGGACAGGAACCUGCAUCUGUGAUCCUCUAAUUUUGUACUCCCACAUAUGGAGAUGAGCUCAGCAACGGCAGUGGAAGCAACAUGGUCCUGGCAGUCCAGCAGAAGUUAACCAUAGAAUAUUUUGUGUCUCAUCCAUUGAAUGAUAUGGGUCUUACUAUUGUCCAUUUGAAGAACUUUACAAGUGAUUUACAGCUGACAAGGGGCAGCAGUGUUUCCAGUGCUAGUUGACGAGUUUCAAACUAGUCAUCAAAUAGAAGGGAUGAAAAUGGAAAUUUCUAAUGUUUGUUUGCAUCAGAAAUAAUUUGAUUUUGUACCUCAGUCAUCCAUUCUGUUCUUUUUAGAUAUGACUAGAUGUAUUGUUUACUAUAGUGAUCCUUUUUUUUUAUUAUAUUACUGUUCCAUGACGUAUGAGAACAAAUGUAUCUUUUAGGUGAAUUGAUCAAUCAUGUUGAAACACUCCUCUCUGUUCAGUGGUUGUAGAUUGAACAAGGGAUAAACAGUGUAUAUGUUGUAUUAUAUAUGUACAGUGAGAGUUGUACAGCGAUGAAAUAGUGGUGGGUCCUGUGAUGGGAACUGCACUAGAGUAUGAGGGAUACAAGGCUAGCCACAGUGAUUCACAAGAAGGCUAAGCAAAUGCUGAAUGGUCUUCCAGCUAAACACUGAAGGUUAUAAAUGCACAUAGUGUGAAAUGCCUACAGCGUGCUUAUGCCAAGUGACCAGUGACUGUGGUCAGGAAGACCUUCAAAUAACUCCACCCUGACUUUCCUCAUAAGGUGGUAUCAAUGGUUCAUUUUAAAGCAGGAGGCUUCCCUUUAGUUAGCCUGCAUGUGUAUAGCAAUGUAAAGGACUGAAGCAAAGACCAAGAUUAUUAUUGUGAUGGAAUUUGGUGCUACUGCACAUCUCAUGUGCAGUAUGUAAGUUUCUAGAGAUUUAUUCACAUGUAGAGAAAGUGUGAGGGAUUACUGCAGAAGUUCUGUUUUAUUUUACCAACAUAAUGUUGAUCCAGACUAUUGAAGGAAGGGAUAUUUUUUUUCUCUCUUUUUUUUUUUUUUUUUUAGUGUUAUUUUUUAUUAUUAAAAGAAAUAAGAUAAAUAUAUAAAGUGAACAAAAGCCAUGUAUUUUGAGAAGUAAAUUCAUCUGCUUUAUCUUCAAGAAUGGAAUGCAAAUAUCUGGCAGUUUGGUGCCAUCUAAUCUGAAAGAGUUCAAGAAAGAAGAGUGUAAAAGGAGGAUAAAUUCUUUGUUUUUCCUUCUUGAUAGAUACGAGAAGCAAGAUUGUAGUAUAGGGAGGACAGAAUGUUAUCAGAUCUUCAUAAUUGGUUGCUGAGUAAUAUUAUAGGGAAGAAGUUUUUAAGAAGUUUCUUUAUAUCAGAACUUUAAGGCAUGAAAGGGAAUUUUCAUACAUCAAAAAUUCUGAUAUGACACUAACACUGGUGAAUAAGAAUGAUGUACAUCAAAUGAAGAGACAUUUACCAGUAAAAUGUGUAUGGCCUUGUUGAUUGUAGUGAUAAACGUAAUAUUAUCAUGUAGCAUCAUCUCUGUCAACUGACAUUUAUAGGUGAAUUACCUUUAUCCUGCUUCAAUCUUUACCAGCAAUCCAUGUAUCUGUCCCCCACUGGUUUGUUGAAUACUCCAUUGCUUAUGCUAACUACCAGUUAGGUAACAGCCAUCAUUAUCAUGCCAGGAGCGCCUCACUUGCAUUUCAUGUUUCCAUUCUUACUAAGAUAAUUACUAUGCUUUUUAAGCUUUGAAAAGCAGGAGAUAGGUAGCUAACACUUCCAUGUGACUACCUGUUUUGAACCUUCCUUCCAUCUGUAUGAGCUGAUUAUUAUUUUUAUUUUUUUAUUUUUAUUUUUUUUUCCUUUUGUUUUUGUUUUUUUCUUUUUCUUUUUUUUUCUUUUCUAUUUCUUGCUCUGCAACCAUGAUGUUGAGCCAAGGUGGUGCUGAGCUUGUCCAGGUUUUAGGCACUUCUAUAACCUAUGUAGGAUUUGCUUUUCUAGAUUGCCUGUACGUAAUAUUUAUAUGUUACUCUAGAAUAUUGUAUUAUAUUUUAUAUUCAAUUUUUUUAAUGCUUGAAAUGUAAGCUACUAAAAUUCCUUCCAAUAAUAUUUGUAAGUUUGCAUUGGUUAUUGGCUAUUUUGUUUGCACUUGAGUUGCAUAGGGGACAUGGGACUCAGCACUCCCCUGCCUCGACGUAUGGUUCACCUGCAGUCUGCCAUGCAGUUGUAUGCCAAUUGAAGAGAUCUUACAAGUUUCAUGGAAGUCCACUCAUUAAUGUGCUGUAUAAAUAUAUUGUAUGAUAUUUAGAAAUGAUCAAAUAAAGUGGUGCAAAAUUUUACUGA